CUCCUUGUUCUUCUUCUUCCUCACGUCGCAAUUUCGAAGGAUUAGGAGCUGAAUUGGGUCUUUAGGUUUCAGCUGCUUAAUUAUCGUCGGCGCUGGAAUAAAAUGGUGUCGGUAAUCGAUGAAAGUGGAAUUGAUGUCGUCUGAAAGUGAAGAGCGUGGACUUGAGGAAUCUAUGACAUCUGAAAGUGAAGAGUCUGGACAUGAGGAAUCGAUGACAUCUGAAAAUGAAGACGCUGAACUUGAAGAAGAAGGAGAACAUGACGACGACGACGACAUAUUCUAUGAUUCUGAUCAAUCAUUCAAUGCAGUCGACGUUGAUUUAGCAGAAAAGUUGAGAACCGCAUUCCCUUUUCAUAGUAGUGCCGAGUUCUAUUUCCGAAUCAUACUCAUUCAAGAUGAUGCACCGGAAAAUAUAAAUCAGGAAGGCGAGGAUGAUCAAAAUCUUAUAAUAUACGAUUCUACAUUCUCUCAAGCUCCAACUGGAGCAACUGAAGUGUGGUAUAACGUGCGUACGGAAAAUCUGAACGAAACUAAACUGGAGGGGAUAAUUCGAAAGGCAAGAAGAAAUAUCAUCACUCUUCUAAUGAAAAGAUCAGAAGAAUUAAGCUUCAGAAAAAUUAUGAAGAUUCUGCAUAGGCUUGCAGAUUUAACAACAAUUAACGUGCAGGAUUUGCCUCGUCUAGUAGCGGCUGCCACCAAAUGGGAAGUAAAUUUUCUUAUAAAAAAUGUGAUGGAACGAGUUUUUUAUACGUAUGAAGAUCUAAUGGGGCAACUGGCAACUAUCCCAUAUAGUGCAGUGAUGGGUGUACUCGCUGACGAUGCUGUCACUGUGCAGUCGGAAGAUACAGUCUAUCAAUUUUUGGUCCGAUGGACUGCGGACAUGUAUCGAGGUCAAACGCGCUCUGAGGUAUGGGAGUUAGAUUUUAUGGGACGAACUGGUGUAAUUAGAUUUAAUUACAUGUCACUAGACAAGUUGGAGAAGAUUUUAAAUGAGGAUGAGAUGUUGUUUUCAAGAAGCUUUACUGAGAGGGCCGUAUCCGAGGCAAAAGUUUAUAAGAAGUCUAUACCGAAUUUGCGGUCUCUACCCCCACAGAAGAGGAUGCGCCAGUAUAAAACUGUACCUCUACGAAUGGUGGAGACACUUCAUUCUCGUAGCAUUUUCGUCGAACUCUCUGGAAAUCAAGUUUUUAAUCUGUUACCGCUUCGAACAGAGCAAUUUCCUUUUUUUGGUGGAGCUCUUGUUCUUCAGUUUGGUCGUGCGGGUGAUGCAGGAGACGAAUAUUUUGGAUUGUCGGUAAAGAAAGUGAUUCGUCCCUCGUCAAAUAUGAUAUAUGUUUGCACGGCUUGGGUACGUAACGGCGAUAAGAAGGAGUGGAAAUUGGAAUUGGAGAUUGAAUCCGAAAAUAAAUAUGAGAAUUUACUUCCAUGGGAGGGCCUAUUGGAACUCGAUGAGCCACAUUUGCAUCAUGGCUAUCUCUAUGUGAACGUGGAGAUCAAGGCUUUCCGAUCUCCGUUGUGUGAUUUUUAAAACCAUGCACAAGAAGAUUUACCAGAGGAUAGAAUGCACCAGAUGUUUCCCAGGAGUGCAUCUUAAGCAGAGACAAUGCUGGUCUUUUGUGUUCUCCUCCUAAUUCACAGAUGAUUUACCAGCUGAUACGAUCUAGUUUUUUUCCUCUUAACAGAUUUGUGUUCUCCUCCUAAUUCAUGAUUUACCAGCUGAUACAAUAUACCAAAUUUACCACUAUUC
Molecule: messenger RNA, 1747 nt
Organism: Ananas comosus (pineapple)
Lineage: Eukaryota; Viridiplantae; Streptophyta; Magnoliopsida; Poales; Bromeliaceae
Product: BTB/POZ domain-containing protein At4g01160-like
Exons: 7
Coding region: 119-1528 (469 amino acids)
Source: RefSeq, a predicted model, not a curated record